AGACAUAAUUUUCAUAGAGAAACGAUAACUAGCUGACAUGUCAAGAAAGACUGAAGAAGACGUUGUAUUUGUACCCGUGGAUGAAUUAGAAAAAGAGUUAGGAAGCGUUGUACAAAAGCUGAUGAAUGAGUUACGGAAAUCCCAUUCAAGAAAUAGAGAUUUGGAGAAGGAAUUGCAAUCAACGGAAGAAAGAAAUGCAAUAACAGAAGAAAGGUUACAUGCAAUGACAGAUAAAAAGAAAAGAGAAGAAAAAUGCUUUAAAGAAGAGUUCAUGGCGCUUAUGGAUAGCCAUAAAAGGUUGGAAAGUCAACUGCACAAGAAGAUUAGCAGUGAAAUAUCUUUAAAUCGUGAUUUAAAGAAAAAAGAAACAGAACUUCAAGGAAAAGAGGAGGUCAUACAGAAGAAGAAUAGUGACAUGGAGGCGCUAAACAAGCAUAUUUCUGACAGCAAGAUCUACAUAGAAAAAUUGCAGAGUCGUAUAGAUGAUAUAACUGAGAAUAAAGCAAAAGAUGACUUGCUGCACAAAGAAACCGUGGAAAGUCUGCUUAGCCGAAUAGAGAAUAUGGAGGCCCAGAAAACACAAGACGACUUGUUGCAUAAAGAAACUGUCGAAGGUCUGCAGAGUCGAAUUCAAGAAAUGUCCGCCGAAAAAACGGAUACUGUGAAAAAACUGCAAGCGCACGUAGAUGAGGAAAGAAAAAACCGUUUUGAGUUAAGUUAUCAGUAUAGCCAGCUGAUUCAGACAACGCAAGCACCUGAAAACGUAAAGAAACCGUAUGACCCAGAACAUCAAAUACAAAGUUUAUUGCUGCUGAGACAAGAUAAAGAACAACAGACUGAGAUCAGUCAUUACAUAGCAGAACUCAGUGACGAAAAAAAACCUACCAAACUUACGGAGGAAUUUUCAGAGUUGUAUGAUAAUGAAUGGAUUGAUGCUUUUGAAGAUACAUUUAAAGGAAAUGAGAAACAGACGGCCGACUUCAUGUUGAAACUGUUAAUGCGCGCCAAUGAGAUAUGCCGAAACGCAUGCUCGGAACACACAAGCGCUAUAAAACGAAGCUUUUGUACACUUGUCAUCGAGACUGACCCGCCUAUGGGAGAAGUGUGUGGUGAAGUACCUGGGAGAAUUGCAUCGGUUGGCUCAAAAGGAAAGAGGCAAGCAUCGGACGAUAGACACGGAAGAACGAAUAUAGCAAAACAAAAAAAAAAUAUCGAAACGGACUUUGAGCAAACACUAAGAAAUGAGGAGAACAAAACUGUCAUAGAAAUAGGAAAGUUUUUCAAGCAACGACUCUCAGAAGGCGUAGAGAAGGUAGGAACUGAGAUCAUAAUGGAAGAACAAAGUAUAAACCAAUGCUCGAAGUCUGUUGUAGCGUACAUUCAGAAGUGUAUGAAUAUCUGCUGGUCAAUGUGCAGACACGUGCCACCCGUGCAUGUUGACUUCCCUGAUAUUUCUGGAGACAUUCCCUUCGAUACGAAUAAAUACAAACCCUAUACGAAAAGCGGUAAAUAUGUACAGUAUAUUGUCUGGCCUGCAGUGUAUCUUCAUGAAGGUGGACCUUUGUUGUGUAAGGGUAUUGCUCAAGGAAGAAAUUAAACAAUAAAUGUGAUAUGUCACUAGCAUACACGUAUGACGGUUUCAGAUUUCGGAUUUCGGUGUGAUUGAAAAACCAUGCUCAUGAAUAUAAUUACUUGUAUAUAAUUCUAAAACAUCAUCGUCAGAGUAGGAAAGUAUGAAGGAGUGGAUCUUAAAGCCGUUGUUACAAGUUUUCUAGUAUUUGAAUGUUGUAGUCUUAAUGAAAUUAUAAUUGUUGGACAGCAUUUUAAUUAAUCUCCUGCUGCUUCUGUUGUAAACCUAUAUCAUUUUGAUUGCAAUAUAAUAGUAAAAUUGAACGUAAAACAGUGUAAAUUGAUAGAAAAUGCACCAGUUACGUGCUAUAAAUCUAAAUAUGUUCAUCAAAAUAAUUCAAUAUUUUUAAACAUCGUUUUAAAUGGUAGUUAACCGCCUCCAUAGCCUAGUGGUAGUUCGAUCCCCAGUCGCGUCAUACCAAAGACGUAAAACAAAUGGUACCAGUAGCUCCCUAGCUUGGCGCUCAGCAUUAAAAACAGGAAACAAGACUGUAUUUAGAACGUUUAUGAGGGCAACGCUGUUCGGAGCAGUAUACUCUAAAAGACAUCUGUGAAGCUGACGACGUUAAUUAAGCAAAUCUAUUCAGGGAUUCAGCGGAUAGAGUUAAUCAUUCAAAACCAACCUUGAUCAUUUUAUCUGUUCACUGGAAAUAUGUCUACCAUGUUUUAUGAUCUUAGGUCAAGCUGGUUUCAAAACAUCGAUCUAAAACGGUUUUUAUGAAAUCAUUUACAGUGACCUUAUGAGCCUACGACCCAAAAGCGACCGUUCAGGGCCGUUCAUGACGAUGAGCAAUUGUGCCAGUCAAAUUAGAUGACUGUAGAUCAAGGCUGACUCACAAUAUUGAGCGGAAACAGAUUAUGUAUUUAUCAAUCAUUGUUCAAAUGCAAUUAAUUUCUUUCUGUUUCCAUGGUAACGGCGAAAAUAUAGCCAUAAAACCUCAGUUUUGUAUUAUCAAAACAAAAUCUUUGUCAUUUUCUCAUAUUUUAUUUUUUAUCUUAUUUUACUUUAUGUAGUUUGUACUAUAUUACUUGUAUUUCAUCCACCACAACACACUAGAAGAUUGUUGUUAUUUCCCUACCAGUGUUUAGCCGGAGGGGUCUUAUGUGUUGCCCCCAUAUGCCUGUCAGUCCGUCAGUCAUGCAAAGUGGGAUACUGUGAUAGCUUUAAAAGUACAAUAUAAUUUUUCAUGAAACAUGGUACAUAGAUGGAUGGCAAUGUGGAGAAUGCCAAAAUCAUUUAAAUUUGUUGUUAUGGCAACUAAUGUGGUUGCUAUGGCAACAACUAGUUUAAUAACAUGACAAAAAAGUGUCAUCCUGCUAUGUUUUUGAAAUAAUGGAGAUUGUUUCUCGACAAAUUGUACAUAGAUAGAAAGAAAAAUUAAGAACAUAAUAGUUAUCUUAUUAGGCAUUUUUACACCCGUUCGUCUGUCUGUAUGUCUGUCCAUCAGUCAAAAAUGGUGAAUUUUUCUAUAACUUUAGAAUAACAAAUUUUAAAGAUUUCUUAAUGAAACCUGGUUUAUAAAUGGAAAGUAGU
Messenger RNA from Mercenaria mercenaria, 3163 nucleotides. RefSeq names its product desmoplakin-like. The coding region runs from base 38 to 1597 and encodes 519 amino acids. The record is from RefSeq and is a predicted model, not a curated record. The transcript has 13 exons. Lineage: Eukaryota; Metazoa; Mollusca; Bivalvia; Venerida; Veneridae.